AUGGUGUCGCAGAGCGUAAGAAUCGUCAUCUCUUGGAGAUUGUUCGUGCCUCUUUAUUUGAGGCAUGUAUGCCUCAUCAUUUUUGGGGGAGAUGCUAUUUGUUCUACUGCUUACCUUAUUAAUAGAACACCAUCCAACACUCUUCAGUAUCAAACUCCAUUUCAGACAUUAACCAGUCUUCUCACCAUGCAAUCCACACCAAAUCUCGAACUACGUGUCUUUGGUUAUGUUGCUUAUGUUCAGGUGUAUCCACAUCAGCGUGGCAAGCUUGAUCCGUGUGCACUGCGUUAUGUCUUUGUAGGUUAUGCUCACACUCAGAAGGUCUAUAAGUGUUUCCAUCCUCCCACUCAAACUAUGCAUGUUACCGCAUAUGUGACUUUCCACGAGAGUGAGUUCUAUUACUCAUGGGGAGUUUCUGAGCAUCCUCUGCAGGAGGAGAGCUCUAUCUUUGCAGAAGAUACUCAGAUCAUCCAAAUUCAACAAAAUGUUUUAGAGCAGUCAGUUUCUGAGUAA
Molecule: messenger RNA, 513 nt
Organism: Prunus armeniaca (apricot)
Lineage: Eukaryota; Viridiplantae; Streptophyta; Magnoliopsida; Rosales; Rosaceae
Source: the annotation of a GenBank genome assembly